UGCUCCUCUUUUUGGCUUCCCCUCCUGCUCGAAGACCGCGAGCCCCCGUCGCCAUCUGGCGUGCAGCGCCAGGAAGUCUCUGUUCUGUCUCUCUCUCGGGACUUCGAUGGGCUCCGAGCUCACCUACCGCGGCCGCGAAGCCCUGCCGGCGGACGACGCCGGGGCGAACUCCCCCAAGCCCGAAAAGAGGUUCCUUUGCCUGCCCCGCCCGCUCCGAUACCUCCUCAGCGAGCAGCGCCUCCUCUUCGUGCUUGUCGGCGUGGCUCUGGCCUCCGUGUUCUUCGUCUUCGCUCCUCCCUACACCGGCCCUUCCACCGCCGGUGCCCACCUCGCGGUGGACCUCGCCCGGUUGUCGUCGAUGCCAGCGGUGCAUGGCGGGUACCGGAUGGCGCUCGAGAGAAGGUUCGUCGGGGGAAGGGUGCCGCUGGGACUGAAGCGGAAGGGGCUCCGCAUCGUGGUCACCGGGGGCGCCGGGUUCGUGGGGAGCCAUCUGGUGGACCGCUUGAUCGAGAGAGGGGACAGCGUCAUCGUGGUGGACAACUUCUUCACGGGGCAGAAGGAGAACGUGAUGCACCACCUCGGGAACCCCAACUUCGAGCUCAUCCGCCAUGACGUGGUGGAGCCGCUACUCUUGGAGGUGGAUCAGAUCUACCACCUUGCGUGUCCGGCGUCGCCAGUCCACUACAAGUUCAAUCCUGUGAAGACGAUCAAGACCAAUGUUGUGGGAACUCUCAACAUGCUGGGCCUGGCCAAGAGAGUAGGAGCCAGAUUUCUCCUCACAAGCACCAGUGAGGUUUAUGGUGAUCCCUUGCAACACCCACAAGUAGAGACCUACUGGGGCAAUGUUAAUCCCAUCGGUGUUAGGAGCUGCUACGACGAAGGCAAGCGAACUGCAGAGACUUUGACCAUGGAUUACCAUCGUGGUGCCCAACUUGAGGUGAGAAUUGCUCGUAUCUUCAACACUUAUGGACCUCGGAUGUGCAUUGAUGAUGGUCGCGUUGUGAGCAAUUUUGUUGCCCAGGCCUUGAGGAAGGAGCCAUUGACAGUUUAUGGGGAUGGAAAGCAAACCAGGAGCUUUCAGUAUGUCUCUGAUCUGGUGGAGGGGCUGAUUAAGUUGAUGGAGGGUGAGAAUGUCGGUCCAUUCAACCUGGGGAACCCUGGAGAAUUCACCAUGCUGGAGCUUGCAAAGGUAGUGCAGGAUACAAUUGACCCCAAUGCCAAGAUAGAAUUCCGACCAAACACAGCAGACGAUCCCCACAAGCGCAAACCUGACAUCACACGAGCCAAAGAGCUACUUGGCUGGGAACCAAAGGUCUCCCUCAGUGAUGGCCUCCCUCUCAUGGUCACUGAUUUCCGCAAGCGUAUCUUUGGUGACCAAGCUGACAACAAUCCAACCACCACCGCUGACAGCAGAUCCAUCUAAAGGGUCGCUCACAAUAUGCAAAGAUGGAUCAUAAGACUUGCAUUUUUGAGUCAAAAGAAGUGAAAGAUCAACUUUUGUUUUCAUUGUUGUCCUUCAAUUCUUCAAUGUACUAUUAUCACCGAGGGCUGAGAAGAGUUAGCUGUGCAUUGCACCACUUCCUGUCCCUUAGUCAUAUGUUUCUCGUCAUUAUUGUUUGUUUUUCUUUUUCUUUACAGAUCGAACCUGGUUUUCAUUUUUGUGCUUAUGUGAAUCGAAUACAGGUGUUCAAAUGUCAUCA
Molecule: messenger RNA, 1700 nt
Organism: Musa acuminata subsp. malaccensis (wild Malaysian banana)
Lineage: Eukaryota; Viridiplantae; Streptophyta; Magnoliopsida; Zingiberales; Musaceae
Product: UDP-glucuronic acid decarboxylase 2
Biological process (GO): D-xylose metabolic process
Cellular component (GO): cytoplasm
Molecular function (GO): NAD+ binding; UDP-glucuronate decarboxylase activity
Source: RefSeq, a predicted model, not a curated record